AUGUUAACACAUUUCAUAAUAUUUGUAGUCGACCGAUUUUCCGGUCAAGUAACGAGCUUGGCCCAUAUUGUUAAUACGAACAAGAUUGUGAAGGAGAAGCUUACCCCAAGGCAGUUAGAGAUGUUCAAGAAAACAGUUUUUGGGCGAUUUGUAUACGUUGCCAUAGUGUUCAACAACCCAAUUAUUCAUCAUAUGUUAUUGAGAGAAGUGAAGAGCACGAGAGCUGACUCAAUCUCAUUCUCUGUUGGUAAAAAGUUCAUCACUUUUUCAAAUGAUGAUUUUUUGUUGAUAACUAGUUUGUGGCAAUCCCCUACACGAGUUGAUCAAAAUGAGUCGUCCUCAUAUGAACUUGCAAUAAAGUAUUUCAGUAAUCGAGUGACGAAGGACAUCUUACAUGUCCGUUUACUAGAAGAAAAAUACGAGUUGGAGUUUGAAAAUGACGAGGAUGUUAUGAAGAUCACAUUAGUCUAUUACAAGGAGGUUGCAAUGAUGGGAAAGAACAAGCAGAAAAAUGCAAUGGACCUUAAACGUUUUAAGGACGUUCAGAACAUAGAGUACUACAACAGUCUAGACUAG
This is a messenger RNA of Benincasa hispida (wax gourd), 576 nucleotides long. RefSeq lists its product as uncharacterized. The record is from RefSeq and is a predicted model, not a curated record. Lineage: Eukaryota; Viridiplantae; Streptophyta; Magnoliopsida; Cucurbitales; Cucurbitaceae.